CUUAUAGUUUGUCCUAGGUAGACUGGAAAAUUCCGGGUGAGGUAAAACAACUUUCACAGGAAACAAAAAAGGUUCAUUUUAUUACAAGCUAAAUAUAAUAAAUUAUCUGCAGCUCAUAGCCUCAUACACACGUAUUUGAAUCAAGUUAUGACAAUUCACACAGUACCGAUGCAUGAGUAUGAACAUUGGAAUAUUAAAUUUCCUCGCUUUGAUAUGAAUAUAUAUGCUCUUUUAUCAUUUCUUUGAUUGUUAUAAAGAUUUCAUGUAACUGCAUCAUAUAUGAUUCAUAUACUUUGUAAGGAAAUGGGAGUAAUCUGCGCGCAUAUUUGGACAACGCUUAUCAUGUAGUAAACAAAGUAUUAAAUAAACUGCAUAUCUAAUGUAAACUGCAUAUCUGCUAUAAUUUACAUUAUAUCUAAUGUAUUUUUACUAUUUUUAUUUCUAAAUUAGAAGAAUUCUAUAGUAAAAUUGAGAUAUAUUCCAAUGUAUUCUUCUAGAAUAAUAAUAUUUAAAUACAUAAUAAAAAUAGAGAAAUACUAUUUUUUACUUUAUAAAUAGAAAAAAAUAACAAUUUUUAUUAUAAAAAAAGAAAUGAAAUUGGGUUGAAAUACUUUUAAUUCUAAUUGCUAUUAUAGAAAUAAAAAUAACAACGAAUUAGAGAUUCUCUAAAGAGAAUAACAACUCACGAUAUGGUCAUUGGAAUAUGCAUGCUUAUUCUCCGGUCAUCUCACGCUCAAUACCUUCAUUGCCAUGUUACUUUUAUGUAUACAAUCACCAUUACUAGAUCAUCUUUUUCUCAACUCCAAAAAAUAACCAAAUAAAGCAAAACUUGUUCUUUGGGAAAUUCAUUUAUAUUAUAUGCUGUUUAAAAGGUGGUAUAUGGUACAUAUUGACAUAUCACAAUUAAUUUACAAAUGCACAUAACCUAGCGAUAAAAUACAAUCGUUGCUUCCCUUAUUACAUAACUUCAAAUUCACAACUGGAUAUAUCUAACAGCGUAUGUAUACUAUACAUCCACUUCAAAACAUAAUUUAAAUUAGUCUACUGAGAAAGGCACAUAUUAGAAAGAAAAAAAAACUUAUAAUAUGCAUAUUUUUAGCAUAUUUCCAUAGUAAAAAAAUAGCAUUAUUAAAGAAAUGAAAGAAAAUUACAGAAGCAGAUACAACAAACAAAACAGUUCAAGAAAAUCACAAACGCAUCGACCUGUCCUACAUUACAUUACAAGUGAGCCCAUGUCUUGUUAGUCCAGCCAAUUACAUCACCUCCCUCUAUUCCCUUCUUAUCAACAUCAUUUAUAGUUUCCAUAAUUUAGGAUAUCUAGUUUCCCAAUUACAUUAAACGUGACACUUAAUUCAGCUAAGUUUACACCCGUUUGGUGAACAAACUAAGGAGGAGCAAUAAAUCAGUUACUCGAAAACAGAAACGAUGAAAGCACACACGUGUAAUAUGUAUUCUCUAUCCAUUAUUAUAUCACUUUAUAAAGUGAUAAGUUAACCCAAAUAAAAUAAUAAGUUAAUACAAUUAAAAAAAAUAUUUAAUCCAUUUACGCCUCAGACCUAUAUAUACGUAUAUCAUCAAACUUCCUUUCAUUUCUCUACAUCAAACUCAUUCUCUUCUUAUAUUAUAUACUUUACACCAUCAAAGUACCAACAAUAUGAGAACGAUGGCAGACUUGGGAAGAGAAAGAAGCAGCCAUCUACGAGUCAUUAACUCUCCGACCAACGUUGACUGUGCCCGUGAAGUCCGUCUCCGACUAACCCUACGGUCCCUCAUCGAGUGCUUACUCCCAUACUGUUGCACUUACCAAUCUCCUCCCUCCGACCAAGACGACACCGUCUCUUCCUCUUCCUCCGACAAAACCGGUGCAGUUAUUACCGGAACUUUCUUCGGCCACCGUCAUGGCCACGUCAGCUUUUGCCUCCAAGACGACACUCAUCCGUUCUCUCAGCCGCCUCUCCUCCUACUCGAGCUAGCCGUUCCCACGGCGGCUCUAGCUCGUGAGAUGGAGGAGGGCUUUCUCCGAAUCGCUCUCCGGAGCAAAAGCAACCGCCGGUCUGAUAUCUUAGACGUGCCGGUUUGGUCUAUGUACUGCAACGGAAGGAAAGUUGGGUUCGCCGUGAAGAGAGAGAUAACUGAAAACGACGUCAUGUUUCUUCGGAUGAUGAAGUCUGUUUCCGUUGGCGCAGGGGUGGUUCCAAACGGCGAGACGUUGUAUUUGAGGGCGAAGUUUGAGCGAGUCACGGGGUCUAGCGACUCGGAAGCGUUUCAUAUGGUUAACCCAGAGGGUAGCUAUGGACAGGAGCUUAGCAUUUUUCUUUUGAGAUCGUGAUAUAGUUGUUAACUUGUGAUUAUGAAAAAAUCUAGUUCUUAUGAUGUGUUUUUUUUUUUUGAUGAUGUGUUAUUUAGUGUUCGGUUUUGUGUAUAUUUUACAACUUUGGUUUAGUUACAAAUAGUGUUUACUGUUUACGGAUGUUAUUAUAGCUUAUAUAUUAGGGUGGUAUAUUGUAACAGUGUGUGGAAUAUCCUCAGAUAAUUUUAGAUAAUGGUGGAAUAAGUUUAUAGAUCC
This is a messenger RNA of Brassica rapa (field mustard), 2566 nucleotides long. RefSeq names its product protein MIZU-KUSSEI 1. NCBI's taxonomy places the organism in Eukaryota, Viridiplantae, Streptophyta, Magnoliopsida, Brassicales, Brassicaceae. Gene Ontology annotation, biological process: hydrotropism. The record is from RefSeq and is a predicted model, not a curated record.